Branchiostoma floridae (Florida lancelet) is the source of this 1426-nucleotide messenger RNA. Its product is annotated as D-amino-acid oxidase-like. The record is from RefSeq and is a predicted model, not a curated record. Bases 324 to 1187 code for a protein of 287 amino acids. Gene Ontology annotation, molecular function: D-amino-acid oxidase activity; FAD binding. The transcript is spliced from 11 exons. Lineage: Eukaryota; Metazoa; Chordata; Leptocardii; Amphioxiformes; Branchiostomatidae.
UUUGCACAGUGGUAGGGGGCGCGUCCUUGUGUCUGACAGGUUGAACUCCUGACCCUAACUGACCCAAUAGUUGUACCCAGAUCCAGCUGUGACCGGUGGAUUGAACUGCGAUCGAGCGAACUGUUCAACAUCAAAUCAGAAAAAAAUGAAAGUCGCCGUCAUAGGAGCAGGAAUUGUGGGUAUGACCUCUGCCCUGCACAUCAUGGAGCAGUGUUCGUCUGCGCAUGGGCAGUUGGAGCUGACCGUCAUCUCUGAGAAUUUCUGUCCGGACAACACGAGCUACGGUGCGGGGGGGUCUAUGGAAACCGCCAUCUCAAGAGCACAUGAGUGACGCAGAACUGAAACGCCUACAGGGUUCCUUUGACUUCUUGACAUCGGUUCUCCGGACAAGCUACGCACAUGAAGCCGGCAUCUUCCUCCAGCCGGGUUACAUCGUCCACAUGGACCCCAUACCAGACCCGGCCUGGAAAGACAUCGUCGUUGGGUUCCGACAUGUCACCCCAUGGGAGCUAACCAACCUGUUUCCUGGUUACAAACAAGGAUGGUUCUACACAGCCUUUAUCUGCCAGCCUAGAGACUUCUUACCGUGGGCAAAGAAAAGGCUUACUCAGAGAGGGAUCACCUUCGUGCAGAGAAAAGUUAACACAUUGGAAGAGUUGGCGCCACAUUACGAUAUUGUUGUGAACUGCAGCGGCGUGGGAGCGACAAAUUUGGCAAGUGACGAGGCCGUUUCAGCGAGUCGGGGUCAGGUCAUGAGGGUAAAGGCUCCCUGGCUGCGGUAUUUUGUAGAGACGGACGGAAAACAUCCAGUCAUCGAUGGCAUACCAUAUAUGUACCCAAAUUUGCACAAUGUAGUUAUCGGUGGAAUCAAACAGACUGGGAAUUUCCGGAAAACGAACGACCCACGUGACACUGACACCAUCUGGAAGGGAAUCUUGGCCUUGAACUCUCAAAUGAAGGGUGCGGAGGUAGUAGAGGAGUGGACGGGUUUCCGCCCCAUGCGGGACGGAGGAAUCCGGCUGGAGAGAGAGACACUGGCGGGAACUUCAACAGGGCGGUCACUGGAGGUGGUUCAUAACUACGGGCAUGGAGAGAACGGGGUCACGUGGUCACACGGCUGUGCCAAAGAGGUUGCCGACAUCGUGAAAACCAUCAUGGCGGAACGACGUCCAAAAUCUCGUUUAUAGGUUUCAACAUGUUCGAGAUAGUAAUUCCCUGAAACGAGUUUCACUGAGAGGACUGGGCGAAAAAUCUGUACAAGUAAUUCCGAAUCGAAUGUGGGUAGCAUACUCUGGAGGUUCUAAAAGCAAUGUGAGCGCAGAGAAUGGGACAAUAAAUGUGUUUAAUUUCUUUAAUCUAGCUAAUUGUGACGACUGCAAAAAUUAUUGAACACGAAGAACAUUUAAUGACACGAUGAAAAAUUUAU